Messenger RNA from Clupea harengus (Atlantic herring), 4623 nucleotides. It is a transcript of the gene shisa6b, whose product is annotated as shisa family member 6b. The record is from RefSeq and is a predicted model, not a curated record. Gene Ontology annotation, cellular component: AMPA glutamate receptor complex; postsynaptic membrane; postsynaptic density. Lineage: Eukaryota; Metazoa; Chordata; Actinopteri; Clupeiformes; Clupeidae. Gene Ontology annotation, biological process: regulation of AMPA receptor activity; regulation of short-term neuronal synaptic plasticity.
UUUAGAUUUGCAUACUUCUUUCUUUCUUUUUUUCUUUAUUUUGUGAGCACGACUCCCUUGUAAAGGACUGGAUACUUCACGAGUCCACUUCCCUGCUGAAGUAGGUUUAAUGUACGUGACAAAGUGUUCUAGCCAGCAUGAGAAUGUCCGGUGGGCAAAAUUGCGUAAAGGACAGAAAAUCCCUCAGCGUUGAUUUGUAUCAAUUCAGCGCUACUCUUAUAAUGACUGGCACCGAGUCAGACAUUAUGGCAAAUUAAAUGACAGCGGUCGGCUUUCCUGCCCACCGCUGGUAUCUGUCACUCACCCGGCAGAUGCAGCCAAUCUGGAGGCACUUCAAUAGAAAGGAACACCCAAUAUGAGCAAUGGAAUUGAUUCGCACUUGGAAUUCAGAAUUGUUGAGAUCGGCAGCCGGUCGAGAACAUUGUAGUCUCUUAAAACAACUACCGUUAGUUAGGUCUUGAAACAGCUUUCCGUGUUCAUGUUAAAGUAUAUGUAUUUAUAUUUGAUAGUGCCUCUGCGAGUUAUAUCACAACAGCAAGAAAGUUGCAUCUUAUGCACUGGUCUUGAGCUUGGAGAGAAUCAGACCCUCACAAAUCGAUAGCUGUUCGUGGAGAGAUGGUAAAGUCAGAAACCAAACGAGUUACCAUGAGUGUAACCGAGGACAUGUAAUUAACUGAUACCUGGUUGGGUUGUGACGCUAGCACUUGAAUGAUGUAAGUAUGGGAGAGAGGAGGCGGACCACAGGAUCUGUGUCUUACCGAAAAGGCAACCGAUAUUCAGUGUUAUUCUGACAGGCAUAGCGCCAUCAGUCGGCAUCGAAUGCACAGUAUUUGGACAAGUGUCCUUUUGCUAGUUAUGGAUAUGAAGAAAUAGUUUCCUUCUGCCAUCAAAACUAAAUCUUAACUGCUUGACUUCCAUUCAGAGAGGAUGAAGAGCUUGCUUAGUCAAGAGUUCUCAACAGGAGCACCCGGAAUCCUCCACCGAGGACAGUGACGCCCAGAUGAAGAGGUGAAAAGAGAAGAAAUGAAUUGUCUCUCCACAUCAGACUAUCCCGCGCAGAGCAUUUCAAGUCCAGCAGUUACCGACCCCUGCGCAAUCUUCUACCAAACCGUGAUGGCUAUCACUGGCAUUCUAUUUUAAUUGAAUUAAUGGCUCCAUCAGUGCAAUCGACUGUGUCCUGUCCGAAAUGCUGUUAUGGGGAUGAGGGUAGUCGUGAGACCCACGGAUGUCAGAAUUGCGGCAGCCUUAUAGGAUAGGGCUCCUGCCCGGGUAAGACGAAAAGCAAAAGGGCGUCUUCGAGAGAGAGAGAGAGAGAGAGAAAAAAAGAAAGAUAAAAGAGAAAAAAAAAAGAAAGAGAGGAAGGCAAUCAAGACAAGUAUUAAAUGAAACAAGCCAUGGGUAUUCAGCACUUUCUGCUUCUGUUAAUUUAUUUGGACCCACUGAACGUGUUCUGUGCGGUCCCCAAAAGGACAAAGGUUGCGCCAAAGAAGAAACCUAAGGAAGUGAACAGUACAGUGGCACCCACCGAAACAACGCAGCGGAUUGUCCAGGUGACAGUAGCGAACAAUUAUGACACCUGCCGGGAUUACUACGACGUGAGCGGUGCUUAUGAUAAGGAGUUUGCGUGUAAUCACACCGACCACCACUACUGCUGUGGGACAUGCUUCUUGCGAUUUUGUUGUCAGUUUAAAAAUAGACGAUUAGAUCAAAAAGCCUGCACGAAUUACCAAAAACCAAUAUGGGACGUAACGUCACCACCGGCUCCCUCGCCAACAGAAGACACCUACGAUCCAAGUAUGGACCAAACGAAUACAGCGGUCUAUAUCACCUGUGGUGUUAUAGCUUUCAUCAUAGUUCUUGGAGUUUCAGUAAAAGUUGCUUAUGACAAAGCAAAUCAACCACCUCAGGAGAUGAAUAUUCAUAGAGCCCUCGCAGACAUCUUAAGGCAACAAGGACCCAUUCCCAUAUCGCAGUACGACUGCGAGAACUUUGCAGCCAUGAACACCUCCCCCAAAGACAACACGCCGGCCAGGACGGGAUCCAAGAACCAUUACACGCCAGUGCACGCGUCAAAAUCCAACCACAGUGGACACUACGUCAAGGAGAGCAGCCGCAGUGGGGGUCACGACCUUCACAACUUCAUCUCUUCAGGCUUCGUGACCUUGGGCCGAGGCCAUGUGAAAGGGGAAAAACACUGGCCGGUGCGGUCGCAGAGCCACCAUGGCGCCCACCAGCACAACUACAACCACGUGGGUCUUAGUAGCCCAACACGAACACCUAAAAAUGCUCACCGGUCCCUAAGGCAUGAGAAUUCGCGGAUGAACAAUAUCCUCACCUCGCAGACGGAGCCCUACGACCUGUCCUACUCGCGCUCUUUCCAGAGUCUCUCCCACCUGCCUCCUUCCUACGAGGCCGCCAUCAAAGCAGACCUCAGCAGGUUCUCCUCUCUCAAGAAGCUAUCCGACAAGGACGUUGACGAGUACUACAGCCGCAAACGGCACCUCCCGGACCUGGCCAUCCGCAACACGCUGCCCCUUCACGUGAUCCGGAACCAGGAGUCCCAGGGUAGCCAGCCGGCUCUGUCCCAACAGCAGCACCAGCAGCACCAGCAGGCGGCCAUCCAGCAACAGCAGCAGCAGCAACAGCAGCAGCAGCAGGGAGCUCCGUCCCAGCGGCAGCGUCCGCGACGGGUUCAACGGGCCAUGUCCCAGGACCGUGUGCUGUCGCCAGAGCGGGCCCAUGGGCAAGACUACGCUGGCGCCGCAAUGGCGUCCACCACGUCUUCGCACGCCAUGUCGCCGUACGCCAUGUCGCCGUACGGCGGGCGCAUCCUGAGCGACGAGCAGCUGCUGUCGGCCGAGCGUCUGCGCUCGCACGAGCGGCUGCUCUCGCAGGAGCGGCUCUACUCGCACGAGCGCCACUACUCGCACGAGCGGCUGCACUCGCGCGACCACCUCUACUCGCAGGACCGGCUGCACUCGCAGGACCCGCUGCUCUCGCCCGACAAGAUGAUGUCCAUCAAGCGCUCGUCGGCGCCGGGAUUCCGCUCCGACAAGUCCAUGUCGCGCGCCAUCUCAAACACGGACAUCUUCAUGCCCAACACGCCACUCAUGGACCGCUACAAGAUGACGAAGAUGCACUCGCAUCCCAGUGCCUCCCAACAACAGCAGCAGCAGCAGCAGCAGCAGCAGCAGCAGCAGCAACACAAUACCCUCACCAUGAACCAGACGUCCUCGAAGCGGCAGGCCUUCGCUUCGCGCCGCACACAGACCAUGGAGCAGAUCCAGUACAUACCCACCCAGCACCACCACCAGUACCGCACGGGUAGCAAGACCGAGGUAACUGUUUAAGUUUAAGACAGAGGACAGAGAUAGAGAGAGACAGAAAGAGAGAGAGAUAGAGAGAUGCCGGCAUCCCUGACUCAGACACGAUCAGAAGGAAAACAACAGGAGCAAAAACGACAGCGAAACCCAGGUAGAUGUAAAUCCAGCAAAGCUCUGAUGCAGCUUCAGGAGAAGGUUUUGGAGAAGGGUAUGACUAAUGGGUGCAAUAUGGGUCAGUAACCUCACUUACACUUCACUUUGUUUCUCAGCCCUAGCCUAUUAUUAUUGCUCCAUUGGUACUGGAGCCCUUAACCUGUGCGCGCACACCCAUAUCUUUAUGUGUUUGACAAGGAACAAAUGAACAGAGAAGGACCGUACGAAUCUUGAAUCUUGUUAUUAUCUGGAAAACAACAAAAACUCAACACGUUCUUUUUAACCACCUAACUUUUAAGGGCUUCGCCUGGCUGUACACACGGACUGGCCUUUCAGAAGGAUGAAGAGAGAAGGAACAGAGGGUGGUGGUAGGGAGCGUCACGGGACUCAGCCCCUCAGGCUUCAUGGCUGUGAACACAGAAUCAACACUGUAAUAACUUUAUAAAUAUAUAAAUAUAGCUCUACUGUUUGUACCUUCAGUCAUCCUCAUAUAGCUUUAGAGAUUCAUUAAUGGAACAGAUGUGUGCACUUCUGUUCGUGCCUCCGAGAAAUGUUCCCUUUUUCAACAAUGAAGUGGUUUUUGUGGGUUAAAAAGCACAAUCAAUUUUGAGGACAAAACUAAAAAAAUAAUUGUUUCUUUCCGAUGUUUUUGUUCGUUCGUUUUGAUCAGUGAUGGCUAGCACGCAUCCGUUUUUGUUUCCACAAUCAUUUGCCCAUUUCUUUGCAUAGAUGAUUGUAUAUAUGCUAUUUUAGCAGCAGUGUAUGGACAAGUCUGUUCUGGUUGGCUUUUUGUACUACCAUAGUCUGUUUCUAGAGAUGCUGACAAAGUAAUAAUAAUGACAACCACAGUUUUGUGAAGGGCAGUUAGGCAAAACCCACUAACCAUAUAUUCGACCAUUUAAAUAAAUACUGAAUUGUGGAUGAGUGUGUCUUUCCAAAAAUGUGUUUGUAGAAUGAGGAUCGAAUGAAUGUUGUUGAUUUAAAAAAAAAAAAAUAAUAUAUAUAUAGAAACAUAUAAAUAGAUAGAUAUUCCACUACUGUUGAUCUGGCUGUAGACUGUGUUUUCAGUGAUUCACAAGACAACUGGAUAUAUUAAUGCUUGUUGUAGUAGCUGCAAAAUAAAACGUCCUUAUUUUUCUAAACAUUA